AAAAAAAACAGAAAAGGGACGAGAAGGAAGACGAUGGGAGGGCAUGGAGGGUUGAACAUCCUGCCCCAGAAGCGAUGGAACGUCUACAACUACGAGAACCGCGAGAAGGUCCGCAAAGACGAAGAGGCUGCUGCGAAGGAGGAGCAGCUCAAACGGGAGCAGUCACGCCGCCGAGAUGCCGAGUUACGCCUCGAGCGCCUCCGACAAGCCCGCAAUCUCCCAAACCCUAACCCUAAUCCUGCCGAUUCCCACCAUAUCAAUCUCUUUGAAUCACUCCCGGAUUUCAACUUUGAAUCCCAGCCCAAAACCAAGAAGAUCGAAGAUGAACGACCUAGGGAUUUGAAGAAGCGGAGGAGGGAAGAGCCCCCUGCUGUCGGACCGGAGGAGGAGAAGUAUAAAUUGGGGUAUGGACUAGUUGGGAAGGGCGUGAAGGCACCGUGGUAUGUAUCGGGAGCGUCCUUGUUUUCUUCGGAAGAUGGCGAUGGAGGUCGUGGGUCAGUGAACGGUGCCGAGACGUCGAGGAAGAAGAGUGGGGGGAAGAAGACGAUCGAAGAGAUGAGGGAGGAGAGGAUAAGGAGGGAGAAGCGGGAGAAGGAGAAGGAAAUCAAGCUUCUCUCCUCUGUGGCGAGAGAAUCAAAUAAAGGGUUCUCGAGGCGUAGGUCGUAAAUUUGAUGCUUCGGAUGAAUGAUGGAUGCAUUUCUUUGAAGCAUUGUACUUUUGCACCAGAUCAUGGUUCAUGAAGUCCGGUAGCAGUUGUUGAUUGAUGACUUGAGUUUUUCCAGCAUAUCUGUAAACAGCAAGAGCAUAUCCCACUCCAUAUUCGAUCAGCUGAUUCAAUUAUAGCUCUGUAAUUUGGAUCACAGGAACAAAUUAUGCAAGCAAUGCUUCGACUAUUACUGAGUCAAAUAGUAGUUAAUUUCAUUAAGCUUGCAGUCUGUUUAGUAAGCCAUUGAGGCUUAUUGGUGUGUUGAAGUAAGGGAUCUUAUGUUAGCCUCUUUUGUAGUCACUUCUUAGGAAAACACCUGCUCUUUUCGGAGAAAUAGUAGGAGGUAUUUUGGCAAUUAGGAUACUUGCAUGGCAAACACAAGUUGUGCUAUGCUUACUGCAUACACUGGAAAGACUUACAUUUUGAGCCAAUCUAGAAUCUCAGU
Messenger RNA from Dioscorea cayenensis subsp. rotundata (Guinea yam), 1151 nucleotides. Its product is annotated as leukocyte receptor cluster member 1 homolog. The transcript has 3 exons. NCBI's taxonomy places the organism in Eukaryota, Viridiplantae, Streptophyta, Magnoliopsida, Dioscoreales, Dioscoreaceae. The record is from RefSeq and is a predicted model, not a curated record. The coding region runs from base 34 to 666 and encodes 210 amino acids.